GAUGCGCUAAAGUCACCAAAUGCAAUACAAUCAGGUCGCUUUUUCCUCUUGAAAUCGUUUGAAUGAGUUAAAAUCGUGUAAAAGUGCCCGUGGUUAUCAAAAAAACCGAUAACAACCCCGUUUUGCAAGCGAAGAAGCCGAAAAAAGUGUUAGUUGUAGUGCCACCAGGUUGAUGAUUUGAAUUUCAAAUUACAUAAGGACCAACUACAUUUCUCCAUAAAACAGUUGGUUUUUGUUAGUUUUUCGCGAAAAUUGUGAAUUGGGAAUUGAUUAACCGUUUUGCUAUUUAAAGGUGUGAAGUCAUUGGUGAGAAAGGCACCAUGACCAUGAACUGAAUACCCAAAUUAGGUUAUUACCACCUUUUGGAGCUCGUCAUUUAAAUUGCUUUAAAAAUGUAAAAUUGUAUUAAAUUUGGAGAUAACGGGAAGAUUAAUAAGCGUAAUGAGUGAUUUCAAACCAAGGUUCCUAAAACCAUCAGAAACUUCAAGCUUCCUAGAUAGAAACGACUCCUCACUCGCCGAUUCAACAGACUUUAUAUUCAACAGACACUUGUCGCAGUCAAUUCAAACACAGAGGCAAAGAUUACCGAUUUUUAAUAAUCGAAACCACAUCUUAUUUCUGCUCGAAAAGCACCAGACGCUGGUUUUGGUUGGGGAGACUGGCUGUGGAAAAAGCACCCAAGUCCCGCAGUAUAUGAUUGAAGCUGGAUGGCCUGGACAAGUAGGAGUGUGUGAAUCAAGAAGAGUUGCUGCAAUUUCAUUAGCAAAUCGAGUGGCUGAUGAAACUGGAAGUUUAGUCCAGGAAGAUGUAGUCGGCUAUGCUGUCAAGUUUGACGCUUGUGUUAAACAACCUAAAAUCAAGUACAUGACCGAAGGAAUUUUGCUACGUGAAAUGAUGUCGGAUCCUUUACUUAAAUCAUAUUCCGCCAUAAUGUUGGACGAGGUUCAUGAACGCACCCUAUACACCGAUAUUUUGAUGGGUCUUAUGAAAAAAAUACUGAGGAAAAGACCCGAAUUGAGACUUAUCGUGGCUUCUGCAACCAUGGAUGCGAAAGAAUUGUUUGAAUUUUUCAACAAUAAAGAUCGAAAUAAAGAUUCUGCAGUGAUAAUGACUGUGAAGGGGCGACAAUUCCCGGUCAAUAUUUUUUACACAAAAGAACCUGUCCCAUGUUACGUGCAAAAGUCGGUCGACACCGUUUUAAAAAUAAACGCAUCGAAGGAAAGUGGAGACAUUUUGGUAUUUUUGACCGGUCAAGAAGAGGUCGAUCGAGCUGUUCGCCUAUUGAAAGAACACGCCAAUAACAUCGAACAAGCGAAGAAAAAAGAACUGAUGUUCGUUUUGCCAAUGUACGGCUCUUUGCCAUACCACGAACAGCUCAAAGUGUUUAAAUCGGCUCCUGACGGUUACAGAAAAGUCGUAGUUGCGACAAAUGUUGCAGAAACAUCUGUUACAAUUCCCGGAAUAGUGCACGUUAUUGAUUGUGGUUUCGUUAAAAUGCGUUGGUUUAACACCGAAACACACACCGAUAGCUUGAUUACGGUCCCAGUUAGUCGGGCUUCAGCCGAUCAAAGGGCUGGACGUGCCGGAAGAGUAAAACCAGGACAUGUCUAUAGACUGUAUACCGAAGAAGCGGCAUCAAAAUUGGCCGAUAAUACACCACCUGAAAUAAUUCGAACUAAACUGACUUAUGCCGUUUUGCAAUUGAAAGCUUUGGGCAUUAGCAACAUUCUUAAAUUUAAAUUUCCAAGUCCACCACCUGUCCAGAAUUUGAAAAGUGCCCUCGAGAUUUUGUACGCCUUGGGGGCUAUCGAUAUAAAUGGCGAGUUGACGAAGCCUUUAGGCUUCCACAUGGCCGAAUUCGCUCUGGAUCCGCUUUAUUCCAAAGUGCUUUUGAGUUCAGGUGAUUUCGGAUGCUCGGAGGAAGUCCUGACUAUAAUCUCAAUGUUGCAAGUCGAGACGGUUUUCACUAAACCUUCAUCCGGAAAUUUUUCCAUCAAAGCCCGUAUUCAGAAGCGCUUAUUUGAAGUGGAAGAAGGCGACCUGAUUACAUAUUUAAACGUUUACAAUGCAUUCGUUAGCAGCGAAAUGUCGAGAGAAUUUUGCCACAAAAAUUUUAUUAAUUACAAGAGCAUGAAACGGGUCGUUGAAGUAAGAAAUCGCUUGGAAAAAAUGCUCGUUAAUUAUGAUGUUCCCUUUGUUUCCUGCCAGGGAGUUACUGAAAUUAUUUGUAAGUGUUUAGUAACGGGCCUAUUCCCCAAUGCGGCCUAUUUACACUAUAGUGGUGUUUAUAAAACAGUGAGGGGAGAUAUUGAAUUGUUUGUACACCCAGAUAGUGUUCUCUAUACCAUUCCACAACCACAAUGGGUCCUUUUUUGUGAAGUAAUGCACACCACAAAACUUUUCAUGCGAGAUUUAACAGUCAUAAAAAGCGAUUGGUUGUUAGAGUUGGCACCGCAUUUCUAUUAUAAAACUACAUUUAAGGAGUUUUAGUGAAAUAAAACUAGUUUGGUGUAAAAAUAA
This is a messenger RNA of Tribolium castaneum (red flour beetle), 2520 nucleotides long. RefSeq names its product probable ATP-dependent RNA helicase DHX35. The coding region runs from base 442 to 2490 and encodes 682 amino acids. The transcript has 9 exons. Gene Ontology annotation, cellular component: intracellular anatomical structure; catalytic step 2 spliceosome. Gene Ontology annotation, molecular function: helicase activity; RNA binding. NCBI's taxonomy places the organism in Eukaryota, Metazoa, Arthropoda, Insecta, Coleoptera, Tenebrionidae. The record is from RefSeq and is a predicted model, not a curated record.